This is a messenger RNA of Limanda limanda (common dab), 1390 nucleotides long. It is a transcript of the gene plek, whose product is annotated as pleckstrin. NCBI's taxonomy places the organism in Eukaryota, Metazoa, Chordata, Actinopteri, Pleuronectiformes, Pleuronectidae. The transcript has 9 exons. The record is from RefSeq and is a predicted model, not a curated record. Gene Ontology annotation, cellular component: plasma membrane. Bases 114 to 1169 code for a protein of 351 amino acids. Gene Ontology annotation, biological process: actin cytoskeleton organization; intracellular signal transduction.
UUUGUGGUUUUGACACGGACACAGAGUUCAAGAGUGAUAAAAAGAGAGUGUUGUUGGGUACAGUUUGACAGUCACUAUAAGAGUUGCAGCCAACAGCAGCGGAGAGCAGAAGAAUGGAGCCAGAGGAGAUCAGGGAGGGAUAUUUGGUGAAAAAGGGUACAGUGCUAAACUCUUGGAAGGCCGUGUGGGUGGUGCUGUCAGAGGAUGGCGUGGAGUUCUUCAAAAAGAAAACAGACCGUUCUCCAAAAGGAAUGAUCCCACUGAAGGGAGCAACCCUUGUCAGUCCGUUUCAGGAUUUUGCCAAAAGGACGCUGGUUUUCAAGUUGACCACUGAGAAGAAGCAGGAUCACUUCUUCCAAGCUUCACACGUGGAGGAGAGAGAGUUUUGGGUCAAGGACAUCAAGAGAGCCAUAACCUGCCUGCAGGGGGGGAAAAAGUUUGCCAGGAAGUCGACCAGACGCUCCAUCCGCCUGGCCGACACGAUUAACCUCACUGAGCUGUACACACUAAUGAGAGACCAGGAUGAUGGAGUGAAAGAGUUGAAACUGGAGCAGGAGAACCGAGUCUUCAAUCAUUGUUUCACAGGUGUGUCGGUGGUGGAUUGGCUGAUUUCAAUGGAGAAAGCAAGAAACAGGCCUGAGGCCCUUAUGUUAGCAGCAGGGCUCCUGAAUGAGGGUUUUGUGCAGCCUGCAGGUGACCGGGCCAAAGACGGAGCAGAGAGCGCAGAGCUGACGACCUUCUUAGAUCAGACAGACGCUCUGUACUACUUUGCCGACAGUGGGUUCUUCUGUGAAGGCUACUCCAGUGAUGAAGAUGUGCUUCUGAAGGAGGAAUUCAGAGGAAAUAUCAUAAAACAAGGAUGUUUACUUAAACAGGGACACAGGCGAAAAAACUGGAAGGUGCGAAAGUUCAUCCUGAGAGAUGACCCUGCCUUUAUGCAUUAUUAUGAUCCCACCAAGGGCGAUGACCCUCUGGGCUCCAUCCAUCUCCGUGGCUCUGUGGUUACAGCGGUGGAGUUCGUCCCUGAUGCCAAAAAAUACAACAUUGACGGCAACCUCUUCGAGAUCAUCACAUCGGAUGAGGUCCACUACUUCCUCCAAGCUUCCACCAGUGAGGAGAGAAAGGAGUGGAUCAAGGCGAUACAGGCAGUGUCAAAGAGUGGCAAAUAACAGAAGAAGCAGUUAAACCUACUGUUGUAAAGGCUUGAUAUAUCACUCAUUACAUUAAACUGUGUGUCAACCAUAGACGGUAUAUAAACAACUCACAACUAAAACAUCUUAAUGUUGUACUGUGCCAUUACACAACAAUGAUAACUUUCUGCGAAAUCAGACACUCUUGUUUCUGUGAAGUAUGUAACUCACCAAAGAUAAAUAAACGUUUUAUCAUCGAA